CCACAAACCGCCAACAUGUCUUUCUUCGGAAUGGGCCGCCCCAAGCUGUCUUCGGACGAGAAGAUCGCCAUGGCUGAGCAGGAGAUGCGUCUGUUGGCUGAUAUGCACAACCGCCUGACCAAGAUCUGCCAAACCAAGUGCCUCCCCGACUACCGCGAGGGAGACCUCAACAAGGGCGAGUCCGUCUGCCUCGACCGCUGCGCUGCCAAGUUCUUUGAGGCGCACAUGAAGGCGUCCGAGGUGAUGCAGAGCGAGAGCCAGAAGAGAGGCGGCGGCGGCGGCAUGGGCGGCGGCAUGUUCUAAGU
Messenger RNA from Colletotrichum godetiae, 305 nucleotides. RefSeq names its product Tim10/DDP family zinc finger protein. Lineage: Eukaryota; Fungi; Ascomycota; Sordariomycetes; Glomerellales; Glomerellaceae. Gene Ontology annotation, cellular component: mitochondrial inner membrane. Bases 16 to 303 code for a protein of 95 amino acids. Gene Ontology annotation, biological process: protein insertion into mitochondrial inner membrane. The record is from RefSeq and is a predicted model, not a curated record. The transcript is spliced from 2 exons.